GCAGCAGCGAGCUGCGGGAAUAAAACCAGCGAAGAAGAAGAAGAAGCGGAAGCUGCUCGCUGUGUGAGCAUGGCGGACGAGGAGGACGAGCCGGGGUUCGAGGAGGACCUGGAGGAGGCCGGCGGGUCGGACUCCUCUCACGGCCGCAGGAAGCGGCUGUUCUCCAAGGAGCUGCGCUGCAUGAUGUACGGGUUCGGGGACGACCAGAACCCGUACACGGAGUCCGUGGACAUGCUGGAGGACCUGGUCAUAGACUUCAUCACCGAGAUGACGCACAAGGCCAUGGGCAUCGGUCGACAGGGCCGCGUACAGGUGGAGGACAUCGUCUUCCUCAUCCGCAAGGACCCGCGCAAGUUCGCCCGCGUCAAGGACCUGCUGACCAUGAACGAAGAGCUGAAGAGAGCGCGCAAGGCCUUCGACGAGGCCAACUACGGCUCCUGAUCCCCCAAACCCCCAAACCGAGCUGCAGAGAGCGGGCAAGGCCUUCGACGAGGCCAACUACGGCUCCUGAUCCCCCAAACCGAGCUUUUACACGCGUCUCUGUUCUAAAUCCUUCACACGCGUGACUGCAGAUACAGAAGCUGCAAAAAGAGAGGAGUGAUCAUCUUCACGAGGGAUGGUCAGAGGAAAUCUUUGUUUGAGAAGCUGCAGAUGUUCAGUUAUGAUGUAAAAUCAGACAAACCGGAGCUGAGUAUUGGGUUUUCUACAGGUUUAAACAUCAUUGUUCUGGUUUCUGGAUUUAUUUGUGGGAUUUUUCUUUCAUUUCUGAUUUUCUUUCACACGUGAGUUCUGCACCAGAAGCUAAAAAAAGAGGAGUGAUGUAAUGUUUGCAGAAGUGUAUUUCAGACCUGGAAGCUGCAGAUGUUCAGUUAUGAUGUAAAAUCUGACAAACCGGUGCUGAUUAUUGGGUUUUAAACGAUCAUUGUUUUUGUUUCUGGAUUUCUUUGUGUUUUUUUUUCUUCUCAUUUCUGAGUAAAGUAACUUCAGUUUGUGCAUCAUUGACUUGAUAAACUGCUUUUCCCCCGAUGAAUCCUUAAAGGUUUAAUAAAGUUGCUCCUGUUACUUUU
This is a messenger RNA of Cololabis saira (Pacific saury), 1067 nucleotides long. RefSeq names its product TATA-box binding protein associated factor 13 (gene taf13). Lineage: Eukaryota; Metazoa; Chordata; Actinopteri; Beloniformes; Belonidae. The coding region runs from base 70 to 441 and encodes 123 amino acids. The record is from RefSeq and is a predicted model, not a curated record. Gene Ontology annotation, biological process: transcription by RNA polymerase II. The transcript is spliced from 3 exons. Gene Ontology annotation, molecular function: protein heterodimerization activity. Gene Ontology annotation, cellular component: transcription factor TFIID complex.